Periconia digitata is the source of this 1136-nucleotide messenger RNA. Lineage: Eukaryota; Fungi; Ascomycota; Dothideomycetes; Pleosporales; Periconiaceae. The record is from the annotation of a GenBank genome assembly.
AUGGCAUGCUUCUUGGAAACUCCACCCACACCCACCCUUCUGCGUACACCAGUCGAUGCGUUUCGUCCUCUAUUUAUCCUCCUUCCCCAGACCGCUCGGCCGUUACAUGCUGCACUUGUCCGUUUCCCCCAGCGCCAUCUUCCAUGCUAUGUCGACAUGUGGUCGCUCUUUCUGAUGCCCUUUGCGCUGCUGCUCGCAAUCGUAGCAGCAGAUGAUCCCGUAGUAACCUCGGAUAAGAUCAAGGUUUUUCUGUUCGGCGCGCCCGCCUUCUACUCCGAGGUGGGCGUCGAGGUGCGGAAUAAUACGUGUCUGAGUCUGGACAACAAUCUCAUCGACGGCCGUGUAAAGUCGGCUCUGGUUGGCGGACAUGACGUCUUGUCAGUACAAGCCCGAACCGACAGGUGGUACUGUGUACUGUGGGAUAAUUACGAUUGCCAAGGCGAGAACGAAUCGAGGCUUUUCGUGCCUGGGGGUGAAAACAAUCUGAUGAGUGCCGGUUGGGGAUCGCGAGUACAUGGUGUCCAGUGCUUCAACCCGGGCGACGACGAAGAAGACUGAACAAGUGCGCCUACUCAAAACACGAACAAACAAUCCGCCACAUCGAAUCGAACCAUCAUGGCAAACCACUCCCAGGAAAGCGAAGCCCUCCACCGAUAUCGGGGACGUGUGGAUGGUGCAUCUCGCCGGGGGCUGGGUCGCGUUGGAAGCAUGAGGGGCCUGGUAGUUGCCUUGCGAGCUGGGUAAUAACGGCACCCAGCAUUGUGUCGCGUCGCGGGACUUCGCAGAAUUCCAGAUGUGCCUCUGACAGCAAGCACAGGGGAGUGGCACAACAACCUAUUCGACAAUUCGAUGAGUGUCAAGAUACACCUUCGCCCCCGAAUGAGUUGCAACAAUCGAUGUAUGCUCCAGACCUAAACGACCAAGUAUCGUCGCUGUCCCCAGGAAGAAGAGGUUACCACACAGGAGAAUGUUAUAUCAAUACGCAGUGGUUCCACAAGGUACAUGUAGUAAUAAACAAAGUUCAUCAGCGGAGCUACACCUCCGCAGUAAUGGACACAAUACUACUCCUUACCAUCACCUCAAUCUACCUGGUUGAUCCUCCCCUUUCUCUUAUUACGAAUUGCUGCUUUUUGAUU